AGUUCUAAACUAUUAGGCUCUUUUGUAUUGACAUAUUACUAAUAGCAGUAUUAUUGAAUGUAAUUGGAGUGUGGUGGUAGGUGUUCAGGUGGUAAUGCGGGGGUUGGGGUGUGGCGUAUAGCUUUAAGAGCUCCUCCUCCUCCUCCUCCUCCUCUGCCGCUGUCCUCCUCCGUGUAGGUGCUGAAACACUCCAACCGUUUCAAUCCCUGAGCAGCCAUGGCAGAAAUAAAGACGGGCAUUUUCGCCAAAAACGUCCAGAAGAGGAUCAGCCGGGCUCAGGAAAAGGUGCUGCAGAAGUUGGGGAAGGCUGAUGAGACAAAAGAUGAGCAGUUUGAACAGUGUGUUCAGAACUUCAAGAGGCAGGAGUCUGAGGGUGCAAGGCUACAGAGGGAGAUGAAGGCUUAUAUAGCAGCUGUGAAAGGAAUGCAGCAGGCCUCCAUGAACCUGACAGAAUCUCUUCACGAAGUGUACGAGCCUGACUGGCAUGGCAAGGAUGAUGUGAUGUCUAUUGGAAAGAAUUGUGAUGCAUUAUGGGAAGACUUCCAUCAAAAACUGGUGGACUCCACAAUCUUAGCACUGGACACAUAUUUGGCUCAGUUCCCUGAUAUCAAGGUGCGUGUAGCGAAGCGGAGCAGAAAGUUAAUUGACUACGACAGUGCAAGGCACCAUUUUGAGACCCUGCAGACAUCUGCCAUUAAGAAUGAAAGAAAGGUCGCAAAGGCAGAAGAAGACUUGAAAAAGGCACAGAAAGUGUUUGAUGAUCUGAAUGUGGAUCUGCAAGAUGAGCUGCCCAAUCUGUGGGACAGUCGAGUGGGCUUUUAUGUGAACACCUUCAAGAGUGUCAGCAGCCUGGAAGCCAAAUUUCACAGGGAAAUCUCAGUUUUCUGUCACAAGCUGUAUGAGGUGAUGAACAAGCUUGCAGAGCAACACUCAGACAAAAUGUUCACCAUUCAAGGAGCACCCAGUGACUCGGGUCCACUGCGCUUGGCCAGAACCCCAACACCUCCUGAGGAUGAGAGUCCAGAGGACAGCCCUGUUGUCAGCCCCAACCACACACUGAGACCUACUUCACCUGGCCCUCCUCGACCUAAAUCCCCCUCACAGCUCAAGAUGGGACCACCAAAGCCUCCUCCUCCCAAAGUCACUCCAACCAAGGAGAUGCCCCAAGAGCAAAUCAUCAACCUGUUCGAUGGAGGCUUUCCAGAGAUCAGUGUUACCUCACCACAGCCAAAUGAGAAACCCACAGAAUCUCUCCUGGACUUGGACUUUGACCCAUUCAAGCCAGACAGCAAUCAAACCAUUGGUCAAACCCAGUCAUCUGCAUCUCAGGCAUUAUCCUGGGAUCUUUGGACGACAAAUACUGAGGCCCAGCCUGCUUCAGAUGCUGGUUUCAAUGCCAACUGGACGGCUGACUUUGGUUCUGCAGCUCAAGAUUUGGGAGAUGUUCAGCCUGCAACAGAUGGGCAAGGUUGGCCUCCUGCAGAAGGAUGGUCCACAGAUACAGUGCCCCAAGGAGAAGCCACAGGCGAGGUGGAUUCCUCAGUUCCAACUUUUGUGGCUGACUUUGAUAAAAUGUCUGAGGCCCCAGAAGGGGCAGAAACUGGUACAGAAGCAGCCCCAGAGGGAUUGGGAGAGGGGGAAGGGGAGGUGUCCCCAGCCCAGGCCCCAGAGGCUGAGGGCAGUGUCACAACUCCUCCUGAACAAACCACUACUGAACCGGCAGAGACCACUGCUGCUAGCAGCCCACCUGCAGAGACUGAUUCUAGCAUAGUGGAGUCUUCUGAAGCUGCUGAAACUAUGGCAGCAGAGCAGACUGAGACCACCCCAGUUGAUGAGACUGAGAAAGAACAACUCAUCCAAGCGUCUCCGGAGGAAUCUGCUCCAGUAGCAGAACGAGGAGAGGAGCCAUCUACAGAGGCUCUGGCACCUGCAGAAGAUAAAGAGUCUCCCAUUGAAGAGACUCCGACCAUAGAUAACAAACCAGAAGAUGCAACCAGUACAGUAGAGACCAAACCGGAAGAUGAAACCGCUACCCUAGAGGUCAAACCAGAAGAAGAAACUGGUACAGUAGAGAUCGAACCAGAAGGAGAAACUGGUACCAUAGAGGUCGAACCAGAAGGAGAAACUGGUACCAUAGAGGUCGAACCAGAAGGAGAAACUGGUACCAUAGAGGUCAAACCAGAAGGGGAAACUGGUACCAUAGAGGUCGAACCAGAAGGAGAAACUGGUACAGUAGAGAUCAAACCAGGGGAUGAAACCAGUAAGGAAGGGGCUUCAAAGAAUUUUGAAGAGGAGGAAAAGAUGCCUAUUCCCUCUGUGGUCAUUGAGCCUGCUUCCAGCAAUGAGGGCGAUGAUGACAGAGAUGGUGACAUUAUAUCUCCAAUAGCAUCUAGUGAAGAUGGAGUGACACCAGACAACCAGACAGCCAAAGAUAUUUCCUCCUCUGGCAUGCCUCCAGGCUUUCUGUAUAAGGUUGAAACAAUGCAUGACUUUGAGGCUGCAAAUCCAGAUGAGCUUGAACUGAAGAGGGGAGAUAUUGUUCUUGUUGUUCCCACAGAGCUGGUGGAAGAUCAGGAUGCUGGCUGGCUCACUGGCAUCAGGGAGAGUGACUGGCUACAUCAGGGAGCCUCUGCUCAGAAAGGAUUAUUUCCAGAGAAUUUCAUACAGCGAAUGGACUAAAGCCUCAGAGCAUGCUGGGACACGACGUAUAAAAGCCAAGAGCUGCAGACAGUCCUAACACUACAGUGCAGUCUGGAGCCCUGACACACAGUUGUGGAUCAGAGCGAACAAAGCAAAUCAUAUCUAAGAGGAAAAUACACAAUCAACAAAAUGCGAGGACACAAAAGCUCUACUCAGAUUGUAAAGAAAAUAACAGAGCAUGAUGCGAUAGUAUGGUCUACCUUACUCUUGAAUUGAGAGUUCUCUGUUUAUGUUUGUUUACUUGUAAGCAGCAACGAAUUGAUGUGUGCUUUUUUGGAACUGUGGUGACCUCCACCUGUAAUCCCUGUAAUCUGUUUAAAGGUAAAUUAUGCUCUAAAGACAAAAAAAUAUUUUCUCUGCAAGUGUAUCGUAUCGAGUUUGUUGCUCUGCAGCAAAUUUUAUCCAAAUUUGUAGUGAUAUGAUCUAUUUAACCGUUCUAAGUGUUACGCAAGACUUCAAUGUUUCCUUUAAGACAUUUCCAACCUAAAUGUUACCUUGCAUCCUUGUUAGUGUUCUCUGUAGUUUUAAUGGCUGGACAUGUAUGGCUCUGGUGAUCAUUUCUGGAGAAACCAAUAUCGAUAUUUUGUGAUUUUAGUAUUAUAAGUCUCUACCUGAAGACAGAAUUCCAGAUAGAACCUUGUAAUACUAAGGGCACAAUUUGCUUAGUAAAUACUUGCUGUGCUCUUGCCAAAAUAAUAAUAAUAAUAAUAAUAAUAAUAAUAAUAAUAAUAAUAAUAAUAAUUAUAAUGAAAUCCUAAAUAUGUGACCUGAUUAAAAGAGAAAUAUGGAUAUCUGUAGAGUUAUAAACAUGAAAUGUUUCAAGAAGAACAUCCUUUUUUGG
Ictalurus punctatus (channel catfish) is the source of this 3541-nucleotide messenger RNA. It is a transcript of the gene amph, whose product is annotated as amphiphysin. Gene Ontology annotation, cellular component: synaptic vesicle; plasma membrane; cytoplasm. Gene Ontology annotation, biological process: synaptic vesicle endocytosis. Gene Ontology annotation, molecular function: protein binding; phospholipid binding. The transcript has 25 exons. The coding region runs from base 217 to 2679 and encodes 820 amino acids. NCBI's taxonomy places the organism in Eukaryota, Metazoa, Chordata, Actinopteri, Siluriformes, Ictaluridae. The record is from RefSeq and is a predicted model, not a curated record.